AUGGCUACAAUCGACCCACGUCUGUUCUAUGAACAGGCCCUUGUUGGAAAUGGUAUCACCCAUGCAUUUGGAGUACCAGACUCCUGUCUGAAAGGGCUCUUAAGCUACCUGUAUGCAACCAAGAACGUUCCGGAGCAUAUAGUUACCGCCAGUGAAGGAGCUGCUGUUGCACUCGCUGCAGGGUAUUAUCUCUCAACCGGGAAGCUUGCAGUGGCAUAUAUGCAGAACUCCGGUCUUGCAAAUUCCCUAAACCCUCUCCAGUCUCUGGCUGCGAAAGAGGUCUUUGGUAUCCCAUUGCUACUGAUAGUAGGAUGGAGAGGCCGGCCUGGAGAGCAUGACGAGCCUGAGCAUGUCCUAGCUGGUCCCAUUACCCCCAGCACCCUCGCUCUAAACGGCUUCCCUCAUGAGGUGAUGCCAAGUACCCUUCCUGAACUUGUUGAAACCAUCGCAAGACUCAGCAGAGUCGCCAAGGAAGGUAAUACACCCGUAGCACUGGUUGUGCCAAACCAUAGAUUCGGGCCCUAUGUUCCUGAUAAAACGCCAACGGAUGGCACAGAUGGAGCAAUCAAUGGCAAUGCCAAUGUGAUCACUUCUAAGAAAUACAGAGGUCCUUUGCGAGCUGAGGAGUGGCGAUCAGCCGAAGGAGAGCUUCCAUUGUCACGCGAAUACGCUAUUCGUGCUGUUCUCAAGCAGCUUUACGAAAAGGACGUGACAGUGUCCUCUGUUGGUGGCAAUAGCCGCGAGAUCUACAUGGUUCGCAAAGAGAAUGGUAAAGACCUAUCUCAGAACUUCUUGUCCAUUGGCGCCAUGGGGCACACAUAUCCUCUGGCCUAUGGAGUUCAGAUAGGUCAUUCUAAGGGACGGGUAGUUUGCAUCGAAGGUGAUGGUUCAUUUUUGAUGCAUGUUAGCAAUGUCGCCGUCCUCGCAGCCCACGCACCCCCUAGCUUGAUCCAUGUUGUUAUUCACAACCAGAUUCACUGCUCUACGGGAAAUCAACCAAUCCCCAUCUCUACUGAGAAUCUUCUCUCACUCGCUGGCAGUUUACCCUACAAGCAGAAAUUCUUCGUAGAUACGUCUGAAGGUCUAAUUCAGGCGUGUGAGUGGGCACAGGAGAGUACCCUUAUUGUUGUUGUUGUUAAUCAGUCUGUCAAGAACACUUUGCCUCGUCCUACUGAGCAUCCGUUCGAACUGAGAGAUAUUUAUAUGUCUAGUUUUGCCUGA
Messenger RNA from Talaromyces rugulosus, 1221 nucleotides. RefSeq lists its product as uncharacterized. Bases 1 to 1221 code for a protein of 406 amino acids. Lineage: Eukaryota; Fungi; Ascomycota; Eurotiomycetes; Eurotiales; Trichocomaceae. Gene Ontology annotation, molecular function: thiamine pyrophosphate binding; catalytic activity. The record is from RefSeq and is a predicted model, not a curated record. The transcript has a single exon.